This is a messenger RNA of Suillus bovinus, 354 nucleotides long. RefSeq lists its product as uncharacterized. The transcript is spliced from 4 exons. The coding region runs from base 1 to 354 and encodes 117 amino acids. Lineage: Eukaryota; Fungi; Basidiomycota; Agaricomycetes; Boletales; Suillaceae. The record is from RefSeq and is a predicted model, not a curated record.
AUGCGUAACUUGAUCGCCGCUUGGUAUAAGAGUACUGAGGAUCUGCUCAACUACUGCGAACCUCUGCUUGUAUAUGGAGAUGCUAAAGAUAGCGCACAACUAGCAUUCCUCAGGGGCAUGAACAGCGCAGUUCAUUUUCUCGAAGGACGUGUUGCUCACGACGAUCAGAAUAGUGUAGCCUUAGCAGAAGAAUGCAGCCAUCAAGUAGGAAAGUUGCACUACACGCUUCUGGAUAAAGAACAAGAAGCGAAAGUCCAAGAGCAAAGGAAGCUAAAGAACAGCUCAAAGGAUAACGCCGUAGGACCGGAAACCGAGAAGGUCAUAUACCAAGAGGGCACUUGGUUUCAAUCUUGA